AUGCCUCGGGCCAACAGCCCCCUUCCAUGGCGGCUCAUCCUGCUGCUGCUGCCGCCGCCGCUGGCCAUGCGCGCCGCCGCCGCCGUGGACACGACGACCGUCGGCUUCACCGAGGUGCCGCUCACGGAGGCGCAGUUCCCGGUGCAGAGGCCCUACGACGUGCCGCUCCAUGAGGGGUUCGCGUUCCGCGGCGGCGUCCGGCGGAUGUGGGUGUACUGCACCGACAAGCCCCACACACCCACCAGCCGCACCAAGCCCCGCACCGAGAUCGGCAUCAAGCAAAACUACAGCUCCGGCGUGUGGCAGUUCGAGGGCUACGGCUACGUGCCCUCCGGCACGACGGGGGUGUCCGUGAUGCAGGUGUUCGGCGCCGCGCCGCCGCACGCCACGACGCUCAUGCUUCACGUCUACGGCGGCGCGCUGCGCUACUACGACCGGCAGCUUGUGGAGGACCGCAUCUACGACCGCUGGUUCAAGCUCAACGUGGUCCACGACGUGGACGCGGCGGAGCUCGCCGUGUUCGUCGACGGCAAGCGCCGGCUGCGCGUCGCCGGCCGCGGCGGCUGCGUGCACACCUUCAAGUUCGGGGUGUACACGCAGACGCGGCCGUCGCACAGGAUGGAGUCGCGGUGGAGAGACGUCAAGGUGUUCACUAAGAAGAAUUAAGGCCUUAAGGGCCGCCUAAUAAAAUAGAAUAAGAACCUGUUUCUGCUGAAAAAUAAAAUAUUACACCUUUUUGCAAUGAGC
Messenger RNA from Panicum virgatum (switchgrass), 747 nucleotides. RefSeq names its product citrate-binding protein-like. The coding region runs from base 1 to 666 and encodes 221 amino acids. The transcript has 2 exons. NCBI's taxonomy places the organism in Eukaryota, Viridiplantae, Streptophyta, Magnoliopsida, Poales, Poaceae. The record is from RefSeq and is a predicted model, not a curated record.